Messenger RNA from Drosophila suzukii, 540 nucleotides. The record is from RefSeq and is a predicted model, not a curated record. NCBI's taxonomy places the organism in Eukaryota, Metazoa, Arthropoda, Insecta, Diptera, Drosophilidae.
UCAAUACAACUAAGUUCCUAAAAAUGUGUGAUAAAAAAACCGGAUUGAUAUAUAUUAAAACAUUGUUUUCACUUACUCUGAUGGUAAUGGCGGGAUUUGAUAUAAUAUAUAUAAUAGCCCCUCAAGGUAAAAAAAUGUAUUUGAAAUAUUUUAUAUCAUAUAACAUUAUUCUGAUGGGUCCGAUUAAUAUAUUAGUAUUGAUAGUUUCAGUUUGGAUUAUUAAUGAACUGAAACGCCUAUGUGUAAUUAAUUUACUGUGUCUACCAGUAAAUCUGUCAGUAUUUAUCUACCUGAUUCUUAACUACCCCAAACUAAACAUAUUGGACUGGCAUGAUCAUCCUAAGUGGACAUAUUCAAGUGGUGUGAUUGCCUGGUCGGACAUCAAAUGGAUUUUACUUCUUUUUGGGAUUGGAUUUAUUCCAUUUGCGAUUGUGAUAUUCUAUAUCUGGAACAGACAUGAACUUCGUGAAAGAGGUUAUUUGGAUUAGUAAAAAUUUUCAAUAAGAAAUUUAAAAUUGUAUGUUAAUAAAAGUAAUUUCA